Symbiodinium sp. CCMP2456 is the source of this 1339-nucleotide messenger RNA. NCBI's taxonomy places the organism in Eukaryota, Dinophyceae, Suessiales, Symbiodiniaceae. The record is from the annotation of a GenBank genome assembly.
GAGUUUGAGCAUGAGCUCCUGGCAUUCGAGCAGAGGUUUAUCAUCCUCGAGGAGGGCCCUGCCGGCUUAGACAUCCUCGCGAGCAACCUAUCCAAGGACAAGCUCAACUUAGAGAAGCGGCUGAAGUCGUCCAACGAGACCGUGGACUCACUCACGGCUUCCGUUGGCGAGUGGAGGCGGCUGAGCGAGGAGAAGGAUCUUGAGAUCUCUGACCUCAGCACGAAGCUCGAUCAGAUGAUGCGGGAGCAUGCUGCCCUCGAGGAGGCGAUUGCGCAGAAGCGCCGCGAGAUCGAGCAGCAGGUGGCGGAGGAAAAGGCUGCCCUAGAGGCGAAGGUGCAGGAGCUGCAGCUGGAGUGGAUGAAGUUUGGAAAGCUCAUCAAGCGCGUCGCGCCCCCGUCUCACCUGAAUCAGUAUGUCGCUUAUGAUGUGCUCAAGAAGGCCAUCGUCGUCCUCCAGGAAGCGGAGAAAAAGCGCACGGCCGAAGAGGCAUCUGGCGCUGGGGCCGGCGUAGCAAGCACGGACGAGAAGGAGGUUAGUGAAGCUUUCGGGAACUCCACCACGAGCGCAAGCGGACAACCUCCAGAGUCCAGGUUCUAUGAGCUGAUUAACCAUGAGAUGCAGAAGGUGAACAGACACUUCUCUUUGCAGCUUCGGUCCAUCGUGGACAACCUCAAAGAAGCGCAGGCGGCCCUGUUCCAGCACGUGAAGGCUGGAGGCGGAGGGGACAACCUGCCGGUGGCCGAAAGGUUCCUUCAGACGGCGGCAGACGUCUUGGUAGAGCUGGACAACUACCGCAGCCUCAACAAAACAGCCUUCAGGAAGAUCGCGAAGAAGUUCGACAAGGGCCUUACCACCAAGAAGCCUCUGUCAAAAUGGUUCAUGCCGCAGCUGGAGCGCGAGCAGUUUGUCGCCUACCCGCUGGACUCGAUGCUGCUGGCCCUGGCACUGGGGUUCGGCGCGCUGCGACGCUUCCAGCCUAGCCCGCCUGCAUCCCAGCCGCGGAAGACGUCUGGCGAGGAGCGAACCACCACACUGGUGCUCAACAGCGCCGGGCACCUUCGUGCCCUCUGUACCUUAGUCAAGAACUUCGACCUGGUUUUCCCUCCGCAGCAGGGGCAUCUGGCCUCCACGCCGGAAUCGAUGUCAGGUGAAGGACUUACCACCGAGCUUCAGAAGCUGAUCCGUGCCAUGGGCAUGGGUAUCAUGCAGAGCCGCCUCUACUCGAAGACGAGCACCGUCUACUUCGACUCGCCCUCAGCGGGCUUCCCCAUGUACCAGAAGCUGCUGGCGAAGGAUGGGCCCAACGGUAGCUUUGCAGCCUUCCGCUGCAGGCAGACAG